Loxodonta africana (African savanna elephant) is the source of this 2052-nucleotide messenger RNA. It is a transcript of the gene HSPB7, whose product is annotated as heat shock protein family B (small) member 7. Bases 84 to 587 code for a protein of 167 amino acids. Gene Ontology annotation, biological process: heart development. Gene Ontology annotation, cellular component: nucleus; cytoplasm. The record is from RefSeq and is a predicted model, not a curated record. The transcript has 3 exons. Lineage: Eukaryota; Metazoa; Chordata; Mammalia; Proboscidea; Elephantidae.
CGCUCCCCCAGAGGCCUGUCACCCACAUCCCUCUCCUGUCCACCCCCUGCCCUCCUGGACAGGGCCAGGCUGCCCACCCGUGGAUGAGCCACCGGACCUCCUCCACCUUCAGAGCGGAGAGAAGCUUCCAUUCCUCCUCCUCCUCCUCCUCUUCCUCCUCGGCCUCUCACGCCCUCCCAGCCCAAGACCCACCCAUGGACAAGGCCCUGAGCAUGUUUUCUGAGGAUUUUGGCAGCUUUAUGCGGCCCCACUCGGAGCCCCUGACCUUCCCAGCCCGUUCUGGGGGGCAGGGCAACAUUAAGACCCUCGGAGAUGCCUAUGAGUUUGCAGUAGAUGUAAGUGACUUCUCACCGGAAGACAUCAUUGUCACCACUUCCAACAACCACAUCGAAGUGCGGGCUGAGAAGCUGGCGGCUGACGGCACAGUGAUGAACACCUUUGCCCACAAGUGCCAGCUGCCUGAGGAUGUGGACCCCACGUCAGUGACCUCAGCCCUAAGGGAGGAUGGCAGCCUCACAAUCCGUGCGCGGCGCCACCCGCACACAGAGCACGUCCAACAGACCUUCCGGACAGAGAUAAAAAUCUGAAAGCUCUUUCCGACCACCCUUAACCCCUCAGCCCCCACCGACUCUCCCACUGUCCUGCCAGACAAGUUUACCUACCCCUCCAUGACAGCCCCCAGACAUCUCAGCCAAGCUUCCAGACCCUGAAACCCCCCAGGCCCCAGGUGGGUCAUCCCCCCAAAUUAGGGCCUUCCACUCUGCCCAGGGCAGGCCUGAGACCCCCUUGCCUCACCCAUAGCCCCCAGCUUCCAGAUGUGGGUUCCUUCAUUUAAGCCGUAAUAGAAUGGCUAAAAAAAGAAAAAAAUUUUUUUUUCUUUUUUUUUAACCAUUCUGUUCCAAAUUGGGAACCCAGAGAAGCCACUUUGGGAGAGGGGGACUGGGCCAGGCAGGACCUCUGGGCAAAUAAUCUGCAGGACAGACAGUCAAAUCCUUUGCUCUAUGGAGUCUCUACAGGGCAGGGGCUGGAGGACCCAGGACCUGGGACUCCUUGGCCAAGGGGAAGGGAGAGGUGGAGGGAAGAUCAUAAAGGUGCCCAUUUCAAGUGGCACUGCCUGAGGGCAUAGGGAGGCCAGAUCAGACAUCCGUGAAGGUGAAUCUCCCCCACCACUCUCCAGGCCCCAAACCAACUGGCAGGCUGCCUGCCCACCCUGGUGCCCCCAAGCCCGUGGGGCCCAUUCCCCAGUCAGCCAGCUAUGCCAGGGCAGUGCCAUGUAGUGUCUGUAUAUAGAUGGGGUUUUUCCAAUACAGCUGGUUCGUGCUAAACUGUGUGUAACUCCUGCCGUCUGUUACCUGCUACUGGAGCCUCCAGGGAACACCUGGACGAGGGGUAGGGCUGGUCCUCCUCCCUCCCCCCAAUAUGCCUGGGGCACCUGGGGCUGCCUCCACUGCAGACAGGAUCACCCGACAGAGAGUGGAAGAGAGAGCACGAAUGGGAUGUCAGGUCCCCCAGGUAGGACCCCAGCUUCUUGCUAACCUUCCCUCUGGCCAGGCGCCUCUCCCAUUCUUCCCCCUCCUAAUCUAGGAACCUAUACACGUAGUGUGUGUUUGCCACACACAUGCACCCCCCUAUCAUUGUCCUUCAAAUAUCAAGCAGUGUCCAUUGGUUGAGGCCAAAUCAGCUUUACAGUCUCCAUUUUAUCAGUGGGGAAACUGAGUCUCUGAGCAGUUGAACACCCAGCUUUCUCACUGAAGGCUGGAUUUAAUCCCAGGGUGUCAGAAGCUGUUCUCUGCCCAUGUGUACUGGGGAGUAUUUCCCCUCACUUUGUCUCUCUUAGCUUAUGCACCCUGCCCCACACCUUCCUGCUGGGGUACACAGGUGGGGGGGAUCAUAGGAAGAGCCCAUAACCAGUCCCCGAUGCAAGACAGGGACCUCUGUCAGCCUUAACGCCAGGAACCUGGCUUCUCCCAGUGACCCUGGCUCAGUUUCCCAUCUACAGAAGCAAGGAGAAACAGGGAGGUUAGUUAUGUCCCCGGGGGAAGGGGCAGGGCC